Dunckerocampus dactyliophorus (ringed pipefish) is the source of this 1007-nucleotide messenger RNA. RefSeq names its product phosphatidylinositol transfer protein, beta (gene pitpnb). NCBI's taxonomy places the organism in Eukaryota, Metazoa, Chordata, Actinopteri, Syngnathiformes, Syngnathidae. Bases 20 to 835 code for a protein of 271 amino acids. Gene Ontology annotation, molecular function: phosphatidylcholine binding; phosphatidylcholine intramembrane carrier activity; phosphatidylinositol binding. Gene Ontology annotation, cellular component: cytoplasm. The record is from RefSeq and is a predicted model, not a curated record. The transcript has 12 exons. Gene Ontology annotation, biological process: phospholipid transport.
CGCAGGCGCAGACCGGCGGAUGAAGAUGGUGCUCAUCAAGGAAUACCGUGUGGUGUUGCCCAUUUCAGUUGAAGAGUACCAAGUGGGCCAGCUAUACUCAGUGGCCGAGGCCAGCAAGAACGAGACGGGCGGGGGUGAAGGCAUCGAGGUGCUGAAGAACGAACCCUACGAGAAGGAUGGCGAGAAGGGACAGUACACACACAAAAUCUACCACUUAAAGAGUAAAGUCCCAGGAUACGUGAAGAUGAUAGCGCCAGAGGGAGCGUUUGUUUUUCACGAAAAGGCCUGGAAUGCCUACCCCUACUGUCGCACCAUUGUGACGAAUGAAUACAUGAAAGAUGACUUCAUGAUUAAGAUCGAGACGUGGCACAAGCCUGAUAUGGGAACAGUGGAAAACGUGCACGACCUGGAUGAGCAGACGUGGAGGAGUGUGGAGGUGGUUCCCAUAGAUAUCGCAAACAAAGAUGAAGUGGCGCCAAGUGACUACAAACAAGAAGAAGAUCCUGCACUAUUCCAGUCAGCCAAGACAGGAAGAGGGCCUCUCGGCCCCGAGUGGAAGAACGAGCUGAAGACAGACUGUCCGUACAUGUGCGCAUACAAACUGGUCACGGUCAAGUUCCGAUGGUGGGGUCUUCAAACCAAAGUGGAGAACUUCAUCCACAGGCAAGAAAAGCGCAUCUUCACCAACUUCCACCGCCAGCUCUUCUGCUGGGUGGACAGGUGGGUGGGUCUGACCAUGGAGGACAUCAGGCGUAUGGAGGAGGAGACUCAGAAAGAGCUGGAGGAGAUGCGUCAGAAGGGCGACGUGCGAGGCACCUCAGCAACAGACGAGUAGAGGCCGUCGCUGUAGUCAAACACUAGAGGCAGGCUGACUGCGUAAGACGGGUCCCAUUCGAGGUACCAGUGCUGCUCAUGAGCAGUGAGUCAAAUCAACCCAACCCUGUCUUGAUGAUGUCAUCGGAGACACGCCCACCACCACCACCACCACCACCACCACCACUACCACC